AACGUCAGAAAGAGGCGGGCUUACUGCCCCGAGGAGGCGCCUGCAGAGCCGGUGUUCCAUGGCUUGACUUACUCGUCGCCAACUGGCCAUGCCACUCUUAACUUCCCGGCCGAUCACCAGUAUAUACUGCAGCAGCCGCCUCUGUCGCAUGUGCUUCCGUCCAGCUACAUAGACCCGAACUUCCCGGACACUCACCUGUUUAUCCUGGAGCAAGCCGCCAUUCUCCUCAACCAGCCCUUGGAUUCUCUCCUCAAUUUGAACAACCAGCAACACCCAUAUGUCAGUGAUCAAGAUCACUUCCACAAGAAGCCGCGCCUGGACCCAACCGCUCAAAUGCCGACACCAUACUCUGACGGUCUCUAUAGGCGGGAUGGCCAGGAGAAGCCUCCUCUUGGUGGCCAGCCCGGUGCUGGGGUGAUUCCUAGCCACAAGCCUCCUGGGCUCUUCGGCGGGUGGACUGGAUCGCGACUGGCCGACUGUUUCGCGAGCUUUUCCAUGUGCGCUACGUCUGACUCUCAACCAUCGUACCAGCCGCUUGUUACACCUCCUCCGUAUGACUAUCAUGACCGUAAGGCGCUGGCCCUGGAUACUACCAUGGUAUCCGUGCAAACUCCGUCUCAAGGCUCCCUUCUUCCUACCCCCGUCUCUCCGCAGCCUACGGGGCUUUUCCCCUGUGAUGAUCCCGCGUUGAUGUCGCAGUAUAUGUCGAACCAUCCACCGCUGCAGCCUUCUCAGGUCCUGGGCCUUCAGCCUGCUGCUAGUAGGGAGGAGAUGGUCUACCCGAGCCUCUCAGCCCAGGGGUACCUGACUGAGGUAUCCCUGCAGGCAGACGCCGCAUCGGGCACAUGCUCUGCUGGAAGCCAAUGUUCGCCUCUGGAUGGCCACGGCAUUCUUAUGAACCUACCAUCACACUUCCAUUCGGCACAGGUUUGUGAUGUGAGACCAGGAGCGGGGAACACGGCUGUCCAGGAAGACUUCCUUCCUACGCAGAGAACGACCCCUGUCAAACGUGGCCCCUUUAAGGAUCAAGAUUCUCGGGAGAAAACUGCGCUUACCAGGAAAAUGGGCAGCUGCAUUCGUUGUCGAAUGCAACGAAUCAGGUGCAACCUUGACCCGGACAACGAAAGAGGUCCCUGUCUAUCGUGCAAGAAGAUUGCCAGUACCACUAGGGUAUACCGGCUAAACUGCCUGCGCCUGAAGAUCACAGACGUGAGGCUUUUCAAGCCCGGUCAGGUCAAAGGACAAGAAUGGACCAAUCGGUGGAAAGACAGCGUGAUGGACGACAUCGGGAAUUGGGAGUCGGCUCAGGUGAGAACGAUAUAUGUCACGGAGGGUUACACCGGACAAUCGGUUCGACUGCAGGUUCGACAGUUCAGGCCGCUGCCCGGUGAUAGCCUCGAGAGGAAAUGGGUGUCGAAGGAUGGUGCGAAACGAGCGGUCAAGAUCCCGGCAUUUGCCAUUGUCAAUCUGGACGAAGCCAAAGCUGCUUUUGACCAGUACAUCAAACACGGCUUGCUCAACUGCUGCGACUACCUUCUCGGUCCGCGGGACAAGCUGCUCUGGAGGACGUAUACUCUCGCCAUCAAACUCGCGCAUGACACCUCGACACCUCUAUCGGAGAGGAGUCUACUCGUCUCCACUCUUGAUCUCUGGAUGUCGGUUCGCUUGACGACGAAGUCGUUCGAAAUUGUGGGCGACGAUACGCUGGACAUGCCACGGGACAUCAUCAAAGACGAGGACAAUCCGCUCCACGGAAAGAUUCCGAUCCCGCCAGUGAUGGGAGCGCAGAUCGAUUCGGUGAUCAUCCACCAGAUCCAACCUCGACUUCGCCGAAAGGCACUUGAGGAGUUGCAGAAGAUGACCCAGGAGAAGAAGCAAAAGACGUGGCUCACAACGUACCUGGUCACCUUCAUCCUGUUGCACAACAUUGCCCUGAUCACCAAGCACGAUGCAGACUACGCUAAGAAGCACGGUUUGAAGAGACGGUUCGCAAGAGAGGCCCAUGUCAAGGAGUAUAAUAUUGGCGCGAACACGCUGCUCGCCUACUUCCACUACUGCAACAAAGCAAUAUACCCAUUCUCCACCGAGUGCAAGGAUCAGGACCUUCAAACGUUGGCGGAGCUCAACGAUGAAGCCAUCUCGUUUGUCAGGUACACCAGACGUGUCGUUGCUCAGAAUAAAAGGGAAUGGCAGGAUUUGUGGCUUCUAGACGCCUACGAAAACGAGUUCUACUACGUCAGCCAACUAUUCGAGCCCAACUGGCAACCUCGGACCAUGGCCUAG
Molecule: messenger RNA, 2283 nt
Organism: Chaetomium strumarium
Lineage: Eukaryota; Fungi; Ascomycota; Sordariomycetes; Sordariales; Chaetomiaceae
Exons: 6
Biological process (GO): regulation of DNA-templated transcription
Molecular function (GO): zinc ion binding; DNA-binding transcription factor activity, RNA polymerase II-specific
Source: RefSeq, a predicted model, not a curated record